UCCAAACACAGGCAUAGCAACACAAGGACAAGGACACCGACCACCUGAAACACCAAUCACUUUCUGUACUACCUACCUCCUUGCACUUCUUUCCGCUUCCGUCCAUCUAGCAAACAACUCUUCUGACUCAAUGCUCUUCUCCCCAGCCCUUUCGCCUCCAUCCAACUCAACAGGCACCAACUUGAUAUAGCACACUAGUCAAGAUGGAGGUCCUGCUAGCAAAGGUCACCCAGCAGGCCAUGAGCUAUGCUAUUCGCAGUGGCAUAGCAAUCACGAGCACAUAUGCGCUUAAACAAUGUGGUCGACUCAUGAAGACAGUCGAGGGUCGUGAGAAAGAGGAGCUUGCUACACUACAGUUCAGGCUGGAUUCCAAGAUCAAGAUCAUCUCUCCGGCAAUAGACAUGAUCGAACUCAUUGCUGCCCGUGGAAACACGUCUCUUGAGUCAGCUGUCACGCUCACCAAAUCCCUUCGAUGGGACAUUCAAGAGCUAGGCAAUCGCGUAGAGAAGGCCGUAGCAGAAGAGCAGCUUUCUCGUAGGGGCAGCUCGAAGGCUAAGUCACGAGCUCAAAACGACCUCGAGCUGAAGAUCAUCAUCUCUGAUAUGAAGAAACUCCUGGACCGCAUCGAAGAUGCAGUUCCGUUGAUCAAUCUGGCGAUCACAACUUCCGGAGUCAGCCUUUCCCACACGCUCCCAGCCACAGUGUCACCAUCUCGACUUCUGCAGGCGAGUACCUUUUUGACCUCCGGAGAUGGCCAGUACUGCAUGACAAAACCAAGGGCGCAGCAGAUUGGACCGACCUUUUUCCUUUCCAUGUAUAUGUUGUUUGCGGGUUAUGCAAAUAGACCACACGAAGAGGGCAUUCGCGAAACCACAUGGAAAGAGGUGAUGCACAAGGCUCGUGUAACACUUCUCAGAGUUCCACUUGACAACGUCUACGACUAUCCAAUACCUUUUGGGUCGAACGUCCGACGGGCUGAUGAGGCUAAUCACAAUCACAUACCGUCCGACAGCAAAUUGCAAGAAUACGCCUAUCAGUUACUCAUUGUUGAGGAUCUCGAUGACGGCCGUAUGCACAACUACGAGGAUGAUGAGCCAUGCCCAGAACCAUAUGAUGGGAUUGCGCAAGCGGGUCUUCGCGAGAUCGUACCCAUCCACGAGAUUUCUAAAAUCUUCUACGCGGAUACUGGCAAGAUCCUCAAUAUCGGUACCGAGGGAGAGUCCAGCAACCCUAUUUUGCUACUCAAGCGCGACAUCAACGCGACACCUCCACGCCGCACCAUGGAGCGAGCGGCCACUGAGACCGGUUAUGAGUCGGACGAUUCGCACACAGUCGGCGCUGAUCGAACGGACGAUGAGCAGUCAGAGCUGGAUGAUCAGUUGCGCCGAGAAUCAACACCGGAUUUGCACGAAGAGCUUCACCAAGAACCUGCGAUGCCCAAAUUUCCCUGGCGUCUUCCGCCAACGCUUGACCUCGAAUGGAUGGCAUUCGAAGUAUACACAGAAGAGCCGUCAACCGACUCCGAACUCGACGAAACUGAGGACUCCGAGUUGGACCUUCCGUCACCCUCGCCAGCAUACACGGAGUCUCAACGUUCGCGCUCAGAGUCCCCAAGCCUUCUCGAAGACCUCUCGAAUCUAAACAUCGAUUCAUCAACGCCCUCCGACUCACCCCAACCCACCCACCAAACCCAGCUCAUCCCCUCCCCCCAAAAGAAACCCGCACCAAUAACCCGAAACACACCCCAGCCACCACCCCCCGCCCUCCCCGCCAUAAAAACCUCCCUCUCCCUCCUCGAAAUGCUCAUCCGCCUCACCGCCCUCCAGCAAUUCCAGCAAUCAUCCCACCUCGCCAUCCCCGACGAAUUCCUCACCUUCUUCCUCUCGGAAAGCAGCACCUCGGGCGCAGGCGGCGACGCCGACCUGCGCCGUCGCUACCGUCGCGAAGCCCGCAUGAGAGUCGGCUUCGACCCGUAUGACGAGAGUCCCAUCAAGCGCCGCGGCGAAGAGUACCUCGCUCAUGAAUUCCACGACCAUGACGACGCGGACGAUCCGCCGCCAUUCGACUACGACGCCUAUCCCACACGCGGCUCCUACCCCAGCUCCCGCUCCCCGUCUAUCAAUAGCUCCGCGCCCGCGUCUAGCAGCCGGCCUAACUCAACGGCUAGUCUGCUCAAGGGCGCGAGGUCGGAGGUGUCUCAUGCGUCGUCGCCUAGUCCGCUGCUGAGGCGCGCGACGACGCAGCCGGGGGGGAAUAGGGCGCUUAGGCAGCCGAGUUUUAGGAUUGGGCAUGUUGUGUUGCCGAGGCCCGGGCGCAGACCGGAGACGCCGCCGGGUGCUGGGACGUAGGUGGAUGGGUAGGUAGAUUUCUUGUGGUGGGGAGGAGUUUUCGAAUGGAGGGGGUUUGAGCAUGAAGAUACGGAGUUUGAGAUACCACUACAUCAUAGCAUAGCAUAGCAUAUCACAGCAUACAAUCAAAUAGCAUAGCGAACAUCAUAACCUCAUAAGAUCCCAUCCCCCACCAAAAACUCCCCCAAACCAAAGUAAAGAAAAAGAAAACAAGCUACUCCCAAUCCUCCUCCUCACUCUCCUCACCACCCCCCCUCUUCUCCCUAUCCGCACCCCCCUGCAGCGGACUCCCCGUCGCGCGACUCGUCGCCCCGCUCACCAGGUCAUAACUCGCAUCGCU
Molecule: messenger RNA, 2688 nt
Organism: Dothidotthia symphoricarpi CBS 119687
Lineage: Eukaryota; Fungi; Ascomycota; Dothideomycetes; Pleosporales; Dothidotthiaceae
Product: Ran-binding-domain-containing protein
Exons: 4
Coding region: 204-2348 (714 amino acids)
Cellular component (GO): cytoplasm; nucleus
Molecular function (GO): GTPase regulator activity
Source: RefSeq, a predicted model, not a curated record